Molecule: messenger RNA, 6283 nt
Organism: Blepharisma stoltei
Lineage: Eukaryota; Ciliophora; Heterotrichea; Heterotrichida; Blepharismidae
Source: the annotation of a GenBank genome assembly
AUGAAAAAUCAGGAAGACUUGCUGUAUGUCACUGAAAACCAAUUUUCACCGCCAAAGUAUAUCCUCAACGUAAAUACAAAUGGAAUUCAUAAUAACUCUACCUUUGUAACUGGGAAAAAAAUCAAAUCGCUGCAGACCCUCGCUACAAAAAAAUCAUUAACAAAAAAGCCUGAAAACUUAUUAUACUAUUAUAUAAAAAUAAUUGCCAGCGAGCUAAUACUAUAAAAGCUGUUUAUUGUAAAUUCUUAUUACUAUUAUUUCCUAACAGAAAUCAUUCUAUUCUACUAGGCAUAAAAUCUAAGCCUCAAAUCAGAAAAUCUGAAACAAAUAUCAAUCUGAAAGGAAGAAACGCAAUAAGCAAAGAAACUUCACCCAUUAAAAGAUCAUCAAGCUUAAAAGGAAUUUCAAAAAGAUUAGCAAGCCCUCCUGAACCUAAAAUCUCACACGAGAUAAGUCCUAAGCCAGUACGUUCUAAAUCUGCUAAGCGUGAUAGAAAAAUUCAACCUCUUCAGCCAAAACAGCCAGAAACCGAAAUUAUAAAAGAAAAGCCAGCUCCCAAUGGAAAAAUUAAAAAGAUUAUCUAUGAAACACUUGCUAAAAAUCAAUUAGAAAAAAGUAUCAAUAUUAAAAAAGAGGAAGAAACAAAGAAAAAAGAAGAGGAAAAAAAGACCAAGCUGAAAAAAACAAAUGAAGCCAUCCGAAAACAAAAUUUCAAAAAAGCACCUAAAGAGAAAAAGCUACACAAAAUGGCUUGAGGGGCUGACCAAACCAAAUUUGAAAACAAAGAAUAUGUGAAAAAUCCUGAAGAAGCUGAAUUAAGAGAAAAGAAAAAAGCAGAAAGAGAACGAUCACUCAAUGAAAGGAGAGCAAAUAUCGGGCUAGACUUAUACCCAAAUAUAAAACCAAGAAGAAAAAGCCCUAAAAUUGAAGCUGACAAAAUUAAGGAACCCCAUUGAAGUCCAGAUCCAAACGUACAAAAAUAUAUGCAGCUAAAAAAAAAAGAAAUUAAAAUUGCAGAACUCCAAACCAGGCUUGAAGAAUUAGUCAAAGAAAAAGAAAGAGAACGAGCUUUAGAAAUGGUUGAAAAACAAAGAAAAUCAGCUUUUAAGAAAACAAAAAAGAAAAAAAAGAAGAAAGAAGGAAACAGCCGCAUAAAUGAACUUUCCAGCUCUAACUUAAAAACUAAAAAACGCUUAUUAGUAGACCCGCUAUCUCAAAGCCAAUAUGUAAGUCCUUUAAACCGUUAUAAGCACGAAAGGGACAUGAAAAAAAUUGAGAACUAUAAAUCAAAUAAUCUAAGUGGGUGAAAAAAUCAAUCUGACUCUGAGCUUUCAGAUAUCGCUGUCCAUCCUUAUAUACAAGAAUCAUUGGAAGAGCCUACUCAAGAUAAUCGCGAAGCAUUAAUGAAAAAAUUGAAAAUUCUUCAAGAAAGAGUAAGUGAGACUAAAAAAUUGUUAUCUGUAAAUAAAUAUACUCCUGAUGAAGCUGCUAUUAUUAUUCAAAGGUGAUAUAGGAAUAUUUAUCAUAGAAGACGAAUAGAAGAAAUAACUGAGUCCUACCAGUCUCGUUCUUCUGAAGAACUAGGAUUCAGUAGCUCUUUAUUAAAUUCAUUAUUUAAUAAAAAGCAAAAAUUAUCAAUUGAGUCUUUUCCAAACCAAGAAGAAUUAUCAAUCCCAGUAAAAAGCCAAAAUACUUCAAAAUUUUCAAUAGAAAGGCAAGAAACAGAAAGAGAUGAAGAGUGAAUUGACUUUAAAGACCCUCCUGAUAGCUUGAAAAAUAGCAAAAGUGAGCUUGUUGAUCAGUUUAGACUUACUUUACAAACCAGAUUUUCUGAAAUUGAACAAAAAUUUUUAGAUAAUGAAAUCAUGGUACAAGCACAACUUGAUGAGCUUGGGAGUAUUGGUGAAAAUUCAGCUGUAAGGACAGGAGGAACGGAAUCAUCAAGCAGGAAUCCUUAUGAAGCUACACCUGAAGCUUCUGAGCGCGAUAGAGUUCCUAUAAAAAUUCCACUCCUGCCAAUAGGAAGAAUUUCAUUGAAAAAAUCAGAAGAGUCCGAAACUUCUAAUGGACCUUAUAUAUCUGUUUAUGAAGACUAUGAAGAACCAAUAAUUGAAGAAUCAAGCUCAUAAAUAAAAUGGCAUUCGGUUCGAGAGAAAUUAGCUCUGCUAAUUUUCUCUCCCUCAUGGAAUUUUAUUUAUGGGGUUAGGUUUUCACUCGAGAACUUCUGGACAGCAAUAGCGGUUUAACUCUGGGGAUAACCAGAGGAGCUGCUCCUCAGUCCUCUCAAGAUUUCGGGGUUUUUACCUCUCAGCACAUCUCCACGGGAAGAUGACCCUUAGGCGGAACACGCGCAGGAGCUGAGUCGAGACAAGGGCGACGGCAUCGCGCCGGGUGAGACGUGCAGCAAGGCUGGUGAAGCAGGAGUUGAUAGAAGGCUUUGGCCAGGGCUGACCUGUUCCAAGAUGGUUCGCCUACGUCACUAGUUUUGCCAUAGGUCCUUUUUGGGCUGCGGCACUAGACACCUUGAACACCAGAUAAUUAAGUUAAGUAAGUUAAGAAGAAUCAAGCUCAUCUAUAUCACAACAAGAUGCGCUUAGCCAAGAAAAAGAUGUCACAGAAGAGACUGAAGAGAGAGAUCACGCUGCAUCAAGUGAUACAGAAGCAUUUUCUCCUAAAAUUGAGUGGUUUUUAAUUGAUAAACCUUCAAGUCACAGAGUACAAGAUUUUAGGAUUGAUGAAAUCCCAGAACCAGACAAUAGUGAGCAUUUUUAUAAAAAUUCAUUCGAAAAUGUUUCUGAAGCAGAAGAAAAAACAAUAGAAGAAGUUUCUGAUAAUGAUUUACAUGUUACACCUAUGAUUUUAGAUCUAAGAGCAAUGCUUGAUGAACAAGAAAGUGAUUCAAAUAAAGAAAUAUCUCCCAAUGUAAUAAAAGAACAAGCUAAAAAAAUUCAAAUUGAUAAAAAAGUGACUGAGAUAAAAAAAGAAAAUCAAUCUGAUUUAAUGAGUGAUUCUGAAAGAAAUCUACAAAAAAAGAAAUUGGAUUCAGAAAUAAAACAAUUUAUUUCAGAAAAAGUGCCAGUUCAAAAAUUUCCAAUAAAAAUUGAUCAAAACAUUAAGCCAUAUAAGCCUGAGUUUAUACAAAAUGCUUAUCAAGACAGAAUAAUUAAAUCUUUUCAAGAAAAGCAAGAAGAUGGAGAACCUAAGAGUAAUUCAGCAAAAAGAUAUGGAAAUUUUGUUAAAGGGCAAGAUUCGGCAUCGUCAAUAGAUUUGAAAAAUAGUGAAACGCAGUCUAAUGAUUCUGAAGAAGAUUUAUGGGUAGCGGGAUCAAAUACUUAUAAGAUUCCUCAAGAAAGUCCUACACCAAUUUCAGAUUCCUCUCAAGAUAAGAUUAAUCCAUUUAUAGGGAAUACUAAACUACCACAACACAAUAUCAAUCCGAAUUCUAGUUUCCCGAAAUCUACACAAGAAAAUCCUAAACAAGCCUUAAAUUUGUCAAAGAUCCCACAAGAGAAUAUUAAAUCAUUUUCAAAGCCAUCGCAAGAAAAUGCUAACUCCUUCUCUCUGUGAGAGAACUUAAUGUUAACUAUUUAAUGAAAUUUCUAGCUAAAUCUGUAGAAUUUUAAGCAGCUUGUAUUUUAAAAAUAAAAUUUCACAAAUUUAAUUAAUAUUUGCUUUUAAAAUUACUCGAAUUGAAAUUUUUUUAAAUUUUGAAAAAAAAAAAUUUUAUAAAUUUAAAAAAAAACUCCUGAGAGAGAGGAGUAAGCAAAACGAUAUAGAAGAAAGACCUAUGCCAAUAAAAAAUCUUCCUGAAGGCGUAAUGAAAAUCCUGAAAGAAAGUCCUAGACAAUUUGUGAAUCCAAAGAAUGAGGUCAAAAAUAUACAAGAAAGGAAUGAAAAGAGUGAGAUCAAAGAUACACAAGAAAGGAAUGAAAAAAUUGAGACUACCUCUAGUCAAUCAAUUAAAAUUAUGCAGGAAAGCCCGAGACAAGUUGUAAGUAAUGAAAUAAAAAUUCUGAAAGAAAGUCCAAGACAAAUUCCAGCCAAUUUUAAUAGUGAUGUAAAGCUACCCAAAGAAAGUCCAAGGCAAACCUCAAGUACGUUUAAUAAAGAGGUGGCUAAAGAGAGUCCUAAACAAAUUGUAAAUGCCUUGAAUAACGAAGCAAAAAUCCUUAAAGAGAAGAGUCCUAGACAAAUUGCAAGUACUUUAAGUAGUGAAGGAAAAAUACCAAAAGAGAGCCCAAGGCUGAUUUCAAGUGUUUUUAGCAGUGAAGUAAAAUUUUUGAAAGAAAGUCCUAGACAAUAUACAAAUGCACAAAAAAAUGAGCAAAAAUUACUGAAAGAAAGUCCUAGACAAUUUAUCAAUAAUUUCCAAGUAAAAGCUCCCCAAGAAAAUCCUAACUCCAUCCACCUUCGCGAGGGGGCAAAAACAAUUUUGUCAUUAUGGAAAGGGUCAAUUAUUUUUUAUAUAAUUUUUUUUCUCAAAAUUUAAAAAAAAUCCUAUCGGAAUAAUUUUAAAGCAAAUAUUAAUUUAUUUGGAAAAUUUAUGGUUUGAAAUGCAAGCUUUUUUAAAACAGAAUUAGCUAGAGAUUCAUUAUAAUAAUUGUCACUUAUAUACCAAAAUAUUUUUUUUAAAAAUUUUAUAAGGAUUAAAAAUAGAGAUUUUCCAAUCUCUUUGAUUGCUCAGGGAGGGAGGAGUAAGCAAAUUUUCAGCACACCAGUUAACCCAAAUAAAACUACCCAGGAAAUUCAGCAAUCUCCAAAUAUUCCAUCAGAAAAUAUCAAUCCAAUUCCGCUUUCUUUGAAAUCAACAGAAAGCAACACCCCAAUGUCAUCUUCUCCUAAACCCCCACCAGAGAGUUCUAAGCCAAGCUUAUUAUCUCCAAAACUUCCACAAGAAAUUUCUAAAUCAAAUCUAUUUUCUCCAAAACUCCCACAAGAAAAAAUUAAUAAAUUUUCCAAUCCUGUCAAAGUCCCUCAAGAAAGUCCUACUUUAGUGGCAAGUAUCGCGAGCCUUUCUCAAGAAAGCCCUAAAUUAGUGGCAAGUAUAGCAAGCCUUUCUAUUGAAAAAAAUAACCCAACAAAUGGUUCAGAACCCAAAAAAGAAAAUUACAAUGAAAAGGCAGAGCCCAUCAAAAAACCUAUGAAUAAAGAAAUUUUAGAAGAAAAGAAAAUUCCUGGAUUAAGCGACUCAGAUAGGUCCUCUUCAUCAAAUUCUAAUCGAGAAAUGAACUCAGUCCCAAGCCUUGAAAGCUUGCACGAAGGAAAUUCCUCACCUCUACCUCUGGAUACUGAAGAUUUUGAUAAAGACAGUUCAGACGACUCUGAUCUUGAUAUUAUGAAGCGUAUACGAAAGCACAUAGAAGGAAAUUCUCCUGACCAGGAUCGAAAAUUUUCCCCACUCUUUACAAAAGAAGAAAUAAACCAAAUUGAUGCCGAAAUGAACUCAGAAUCUGAUAAUUCUUCAAUUAAUAUAGAAAAUAACUCUGCAGAUCUCAUUAAAGACCAAACUCUUUCUACGUCCAGAUCUGAUGAUUAUACAGAUGAACUAAUAAAUCAAGUGAUUAUUAAUGAAAUUGAUUUGUACUUACAGAUCAUCCCAUUCCAAGAAAUGAGUGCUCAGAUAGACCCAAAUUUAGCAUUUAUUGAUGAAUAUCUUGAUGUAAUGCUGAGCCAACUUUUACCAGCUGAAAAUGAUAUUUUGGAUUCUAUAAAUACUCCAGCGUAUCAUGACCCUCUAAGUAGGCUUAAUUUAUUGCAAAACGCGGAUAUUGGGACAUUGGUGAAAUACCCAACAUUAGACUUAAUUUUACCUCCUGAGCUGUGCACUGAAUUAAAAUCUGGAUUUAAUUCGCUAGAUAUUCCAUCCAGGCAGAUUUAUUUGCAAAUGCUAUUUGAUUGUGUGAAUGAAGCACUUAAUUAUAUUAGACCAUAUGGGACUAGAGGAGUGCCUGAUCCAUGAAGUAUUCGACAAAGAACUUUAUUCGGAGAAUCACAGCUUGUAAGUGUAUUUGAAAGGGUGAAAGAGUAUAUGUACAAAUGGGCAUACUUGAGAGGUGGGGCUUAUCCAUCUCCUGACAUGAUUGUGCAAGGUGGAAUUGACGAAAACAAGCUGCAGAUUUUAAGGGAAGAAAAAAUGAGCGGAUUGCUGUGUCAAGAUGUGCAAGAUGAAGAAAUUAAUUGACUUGACUAUGAAGAAGAAGAGGUCCAAGUCAAGCUAGAUGUUGCAGACAUGGUACUUGAGCUAGUGAUAGAUGAAACUAUAAAAUUAUUAAAUGAUAUAUAA